Trypanosoma theileri is the source of this 2373-nucleotide messenger RNA. RefSeq names its product protein kinase. Gene Ontology annotation, molecular function: protein serine/threonine kinase activity; ATP binding. The coding region runs from base 1 to 2373 and encodes 790 amino acids. Gene Ontology annotation, cellular component: cytoplasm. Gene Ontology annotation, biological process: protein phosphorylation; intracellular signal transduction. The record is from RefSeq and is a predicted model, not a curated record. The transcript has a single exon. Lineage: Eukaryota; Euglenozoa; Kinetoplastea; Trypanosomatida; Trypanosomatidae.
AUGACUCAACGAUUUGGUCCCUAUCAAGUUGGAGAGACAGUUGGACGUGGUACGUUUGGUAAAGUGAAACUAGCCGUUCAUGAGGCGACACGUUCAAAAGUGGCAUUGAAAGUUAUUCCUAGAAAAGUUAUGGAACAGGAUGCACGAUCGAAUAUUAAAAUUACACGAGAGAUAAGAAUUCUAAAAGUACUUCGUCACCCGAAUAUUAUGUGUCUUUAUGAUGUUGUACAGACCAAACAUGAUAUUGUGCUUGUACUAGAGUACGUUUCCGGAGGUGAACUCUUUGAUUAUAUUUGCAGUAAAGGACGAUUAGAUGAAAGUGUUGCCCGACAUCUUUUUCAGCAGGUUGUAGCUGGAGUGGCGUAUUGUCAUAGAUACCGUGUGGCUCAUCGUGAUCUUAAACCGGAGAAUAUCAUGAUGGAACAGGGUUCAUCCACUAUAAAGAUUGGCGACUUUGGUUUAGCCUCCAUCACACAUGAUGGUUGUUUCUUUGAGACCAGCUGCGGAACUCCCAAUUACGCCUCUCCAGAGAUCGUGAGCGGUAAACUUUACGCCGGACCAGAGGCGGAUGUGUGGAGUUGCGGUGUGGUUCUCUACACUAUGGUGGCCGGGGCGCUUCCAUUUGAUGACACAAAUGUUGGAACUCUCUUUAAGAAGAUUCAAACAGCAAAUUACGUUAUACCGAGUGGUCUCUCAGAUGAGGUGCGAGAUCUCCUACAGCGUAUGAUCGUUGUAAACCCAUUGGAACGGGCAACGAUGGAGCAAGUGAUGCAGCAUCCAUGGCUGCGACCGGCAUUUCCUCCAUAUUUACUCACUUUACACUAUGAAGCUAUUCUUGAUACGAUGCGAUUUGGUAAAUCAAUAGAGUUUGAUGAUGAUAUGCUGGAUGAUGAGGUAAUUGCAUCUGUUGCUAAAUGUUACAGGCAUUCCUUUCAAGAAACAGCUUCUAUAGUAGCAGAACAUGAAAAGACCAAAUCUUUACUAUUUGAUCCUGAAGUAUGUGAUGGAACGUUGGGAAGGAGACACUAUCCAGGAGGAAAAUUUUUUACUAAAUAUGCAAAUGUAGUAGAUGCAAAGUUAUGGCCAGCACCACUAGUUAUCCCUGCUGCAGAUCAAGCACUUCGUGAAGAAGAACAUGAUGUAUAUGUAGCCUAUCUUAUCUUGCUUCGUCGUAAACAAAGUCUUUUACCUCCCGAGCAUUUAUCUCAUAUGGAUGCCCGCUCUGAAGCUACUGGUUCUUUUAUUUUAACUUUAUCAAUGAGUCAGGGAUACGGUUCUGUUAAUGCCAAUUCAUUACAGCAAAUAUCUAUGGGACUGGCUUCCAGUUCUAGAACUCAACCGCCUCCUCAAAAAAAUCCUCAUGAAUGUAUAAGAGCACAAAAGGAUGGAGAUAUUACAUUUUGUGGUUCACUACCUGUUCAUGUACAAGCAGAAUCAAAGGAAACAGAAUCUAAUAUAGAUACAUACAUGGAAGGGUAUAAUAGAUUAGCAGAAGCAUUUCUCCCACUCUAUCGAUCUCAAUCCAAACAUACACUAUUAGGAAGGUUUUUGGGAGUUAUUGAACGUCCAAUUUCAGUAUUAAUGAAUCAAAUUCCUUCACAGUCACCAUCUAGAUUAACAAAGAGUGGUGGAAGUGGUAGUAAUAUUGGUGGUGGUCGAGCGGGUGGUGGAAAUCUUUUGCAACCGCUUCUUAAACCCUUAACAGAUGAUGGAGAUAUGACUUGUGGAUCAGUUGGUGGUGAGAGUUCAUUACUCACUGCGGCUUCUAAAGGGGAAAGAAUAAGAAUAAGAGGAGGAGGAGGAGGAGGUGGUGGUGGUGGUGGUGGUGGUGGUGGACAGGGUAAGAAAUCUACCACCUUACGUGGGAAAACUAUUCCAUUCUCAACUCCUAAAACACCAGAUGUACUUCAUUGUGAUAUAGUGGCCCGUUUUGGAAAUGAUUUUAUCCGUAAUGGUGUUUUGUUUUCCUCAAGUGAUCCUGCUACCACAUUGCGUUAUGUAUAUAAUGCGAUGAAAGAAGAAGGUCUGUUGUGGAAAAGUAUUCAUCCGUACUAUUUUUCAGCGGUGAUGUAUCCAUGUGUAAAGCUACAGGUAAAGAUAUACAAAGUUAAGGAAGAAGAGCAAUUGGUGGAUGUAAAGGUAUCCUGUCAGAGUGGCAUGCAUGGAUUUGAUGUGGCAUCUAAAUUAUUAGAGCGGCUUCGAAAUAAAGCUAUUGCACACAACAACAAAAAGCUUAAAAAGAGCCUACUCAUUGGUGAAUCUAGUAUCACAUCAAAUCUCGGUACUGCCCCAACCAAUCUAUCACUAAGUGAUAACAGAGUAGCCAACACAGACAAGGGAGCAUCGCGGACAUUCCCCACUGGCACAAAGUAA